CGAGCCCCCUUCACUCCCCAAGCAAUGGCUCCCUGCAACUCUAGAUCUCUUCACAUCUUAGUCUUCCUCUUUCAGUUGUUAUCCAUCGUGAUCCCUCUUGCAAGCCCACUCUCCUUCAACCUUACUGGCAAUAAACUGGGCAAACCGAACAUAAACUUAUCUGGCGACGCGCACUUUCACGGCAGCAUCCUCGAACUGACCAAGGACCAGGCGGAGGCUUCCCUUAAAUCUAGCGUUGGAAGCGCCACAUAUUCCGAACUGGUGGCCCUCUGGGACAAAGCUUCAGGAACGUUUGCCAACUUCACAACAAAUUUCAGAUUCUCUAUCAACGGCUUCGGACAAAAUGUAAGUGCCGAUGGGCUUGCCUUCUUCCUCUCACCCUUCCCUUUUGUCCAGGACCCAUCGGCGACGUCCGGUGCAAAGCUUGGACUAUAUAAAAAUAAUGGCAACAAAACAGACGAGAACAAGGUCGUGGCUGUAGAAUUUGAUAGCUACUAUAACCCUGAAGUCGACGAUACGAGCGCCAACCAUGUGGGCAUCGACAUUUGGUCGAUCUUUUCGCAAAAACAAGUGGACUUGAAUGCUAGCAUCAGAGAGAAUGCACAAUUCAUUGCAUCCGUUAGUUACGAUGCUGUUGCUCAAAAUUUGAGCGUCUUCCUCAGUAAUGCUUCAGAUCCUCGGAGGAAUUGGAGCCUGUUUUAUGUUGUGGACUUGAGGGACUACCUGCCUGAGAACGUAGCCAUUGGUUUCUCAGCUUCCACCGGGGACCUUUACGAGUUGCAUAGCAUCUAUUCCUGGGAUUUCAAGUCCUCCAAUUUGAGUUCUUCCGAAGCCAAGAAGAAGAGUAAGAUGAGCCUAGUGCUGGGGCUUGCUGUCGGUAUUGGGAUCUUGCUAUGCGGGUUGGGUUUGUUGUGGUCCGCAGUAUCGCGUAAGAGAGCCAGGGGAGGGAUGGAAGCACAAGAAGAAGAAGAAGAAGAAGAAGAGAUGGCUCUUGAAUUGUCCAUCAAUAAUGCAUUCGAGAGAGGUGGCGGCCCCAGGAAAUUUCCUUAUAGUGCACUCGCGAUUGCAACCAGAUAUUUCGUUAAGGAGGCAAAGCUUGGGGAAGGAGGUUUCGGGGAGGUUUACAUGGGAGUGUUGGAUGAUACGAAGCAAGAAGUGGCAAUCAAGAGGAUUUCUAGAGAUUCUAAGCAAGGGACGAAGGAGUAUAAAUCGGAAGUCACGAUUAUAAGCCGGCUGAGGCAUCGCAAUCUUGUGCAGCUCAUCGGCUAUUGCCAUCAAAAAGGCGAUUUGUUGCUUGUCUACGAGUACAUGUCGAACAAAAGCCUCGAUCGGCAUCUAUACAGCGAGGAGAGAUUGCUAACAUGGCCAGAAAGAUACCGGAUCGCAUUCGGCUUGGCCUCGGCACUGCUUUAUCUUCACGAAGAGUGGGAACAGUGUGUGGUCCAUAGAGAUGUCAAGCCGAGUAACGUGAUGUUGGAUUCGGGGUUCAAUGCUAAACUCGGUGAUUUUGGGCUAGCAAGGCUUGUGGAUCAUGACAGUAACAUACAAACAACGGUUAUGGCUGGGACGAGAGGAUACAUCGCACCUGAAUGUGUUACCAUAGGAAAAGCUAGCAAAGAAUCAGAUGUAUACAGCUUUGGAGUUGUUGUACUAGAAAUUGCAUGUGGUAGAAAACCAAUUGAUUUAAAAGAGAAGCAAGACAAGGUGAAUUUGGUAGAGUGGGUUUGGGAACUUUAUGGGAAUGGAAGAUGUUUGACUGCAGCAGACCGAAGGUUAGAGAUGGAAUUCGAUGAACAACAAAUGGUGUACUUGAUGGUUUUGGGACUAUGGUGUGCUCACCCUGAUAGAAAUCAAAGGCCGACCAUGAGGCAAGCAAUCAAUGUCCUGAAAUUUGAUGCCCCAUUGCCAGCUUUGCCUCCCAAUAUGCCCAUUCCAAUGUUUCAUUCUCCUCCAAGAAAUGUGCCUGCUCCUCCAAAGUCUGAUAGCUGCCCCACAAUUUCAAACACAAAUCUGUUGGGCCGUUGAAGGAUGGUGAGUCAUGCUAGAAAAGUUUAACAAUGGUACCAUGUUACCCAUCAUACCAGUGAUUUAUAAUUCAACUAUACAAUUAGGAACUUUUUAUUUUUGAUAGGUGUUUCAUUAUAUGAUCGGGUGUUGUAUGUCUUUGCCAUAAAGGCUUGAAAUGUAAUAUAUUUCAAAUCUCCUGCAUGGGCAGCUGUAACGAUAAUUCUAGUCGAGAACAUGUUGUACGUUAUUUUGAUAUGCUUAUCUCCAGGGUCAUGUAAUAAAGUAUUCAGUUUUGCUUUGGUA
Phoenix dactylifera (date palm) is the source of this 2310-nucleotide messenger RNA. NCBI's taxonomy places the organism in Eukaryota, Viridiplantae, Streptophyta, Magnoliopsida, Arecales, Arecaceae. The record is from RefSeq and is a predicted model, not a curated record.